CCGGUGAGCAGGAUCAUGGAGCCGCUCUAAAUCCCGGGUCACGUGUCGUCUCCUCGACGCUCCGCACAUCCGCCACACUCGCCCCGAAGCCGCUUUUCCGUGUGGCGUGUGCCCACGUCGCGCACCGGGAGGAGGAGGAGGAGGAGGAGGAGGAAUGGCGCGGCGCAGAAGGCGCGGGGUGUACGCUUGAAGCCCGCGGGGGGGGAAGAAGAAGAAGCGGCUUUCCCGUGGCGGCGGCGGCGGCGGGACGCCAUGGCCAGCCCGGGCGGCGAGAAGGCUGCGCGCACCGCGGAUUAUUUGCAGAAGAUCAUCGACACGCAGCAGGACUUGUUGGAGCAGCAGAAGCGGCACAUCGAGCACCUCCAGCGGCAAGUCCGCGACCUGAGCUCGCAGCACGUCAGCCUGAAGGAGCACUUCCAGCGGCACCUCGGCGGCUGCCGCCCGCUGCAAGGCGCCGAGUCCGCGCACCUGCUGGCCGCCAUCCGCGAACACCGCUCACCUGACAGGUCUGAAGGAGACACGUCCAGGAUGGUCAGGAGACAUUCUUCACUUCCUGUCCGAGCCCCAGAGCAUGCUGGGAGUUUGGUGUCAGCUGACAUCAGUGCAGGUGUUCCUUGUCACACGUGGAAAUCUGCUUCCUUCAGUGUGGAAGGAGACGGUCGGUCCAAUGAGGGCGGUUCUUCUUCACUGGACGCAGCAGCAGGCUACGGCCAGGGUCCGGUGACCCACGGGUCGGCCAUCGGUCCAGAGCGCUUGGACGGUUCCCUGUACAGCCACGGCGUUCCACCCGGGCCUCAGAGACCUCGCCGGCCGAAGCUCCAGCACUCGCAGUCCAUCCUGCGGAAGCAGGCAGAGGAAGAGGCCAUCAAGCGAUCUCGCUCGCUGUCGGAGAGCUACGAGCUCUCUGCCGACCUGCAGGACAAGCAGGUGGAGAUGCUGGAGCGCAAGUACGGCGGGCGGUUCAUAACUCGACAUGCGGCACGCACCAUCCAGACGGCUUUCCGCCAGUACCAGAUGAACAAGAACUUUGAACGCCUCAGGAGCUCCAUGUCCGAGAACCGCAUGUCCAGACGCAUCGUUCUGUCCAACAUGAGGAUGCAGCUGUCCUUUGAGGGCGCCGAGAAGGUGCACAGUUCCUACUUCGAAGGCAGGCAGGUGUCCAUGACGGAGGACGGCGCCAUGAUGCAGUCGGAAUGUGGAGAUCUUCAGCUCCAUCAGCAGGCCAACAUGGCGUCUCACCCGCCGCCACAGGGGGAUCUCACGGACGCCAUCACAGAACUGGAGGACGCCUUCUCCAGGCAGGUCAAGUCUUUGGCGGAGUCCAUCGACGACGCCCUGAACUGCCGCAGCCUUCAAGGGGACGACGGCCCCGACUCUGAGGCGGGCAGGGAGGUCUCCUAUCAGGUCAAAUCCCAGCGCCGGGCAGGCGGACACCUUCACGAUGACACCAUGGCGUCUUACAGCGAUGUCACUCUCUUUAUCGACGAGGACGACAUGUCGCCUCCAAUCGCUCUGUCCAGGUCGGGGGAGCAGCCCCCCGCCACGGAAUCGGACCUGCGCUUGUCCCAGGACUACUGGCCUAUGGACUCCAAAGACGAGGGCCGCGACACGGACACUAGCUGUCGCAGUACCCCGUCUCUGGAGUGCCAAGAGCAGCGCCUGAGGAUGGACCACCUUCCUCUGCUGACCAUAGAACCUCCCAGCGACAGUUCCGCCGAGCUCAGCGAUCGCUCCGACCGCAGCUCGGUCAAACGGCCGCCCGUGUACGAAUCGCACGGCCACAUGGUCACGUCGUCCCAAGCCAGUCCCAAACACAUCUCCCACGGACCUCCGCCGCGGGCGCCCUCCCGCGACGAGGACGCGCCACUCCGCCACCGCCACCGGCAGCUGGAGAGCCACCUGGCCAUCAACGGCUCGGCCAACCGGCAGAGCAAGUCGGAGUCGGACUUUUCCGACGGGGACAACGACAGCAUCAACAGCACGUCCAAUUCCAACGACACCAUCAACUGCAGCUCCGAGUCCUCGUCCAGGGACAGCCUGAGGGAGCAGACCCUCAGCAAGCAGACGUACCACAAGGAGACGCGCAACAGCUGGGACUCGCCCAUCUUCAGCAAUGACGUCAUCCGCAAGAGACACUACCGGAUCGGCCUCAACCUCUUCAACAAGAAACCAGAAAAGGGCAUCCAGUACUUGACCGAGCGAGGAUUCAUCCCCGACACGCCAGUCGGUGUCGCUCACUUCCUGCUUCAGAGGAAAGGUCUGAGCAGGCAAAUGAUCGGAGAGUUCCUCGGGAACCGACAGAAGCAAUUCAACCGCGACGUCUUGGAUUGUGUGGUGGAUGAGAUGGACUUCCAGAGCAUGGAGUUGGACGAGGCCCUCAGGAAGUUUCAGAAUCACAUUCGUGUGCAAGGAGAAGCUCAGAAGGUGGAGCGACUCAUUGAAGCUUUCAGCCAGCGGUACUGCAUCUGCAACCCGACAGUGGUGCGUCAGUUCCGUAACCCCGACACCAUCUUCAUCCUGGCCUUCGCCAUCAUCCUGCUCAACACCGACAUGUACAGUCCCAACGUCAAGCCCGAGAGGAAGAUGAAGCUGGAGGACUUCAUCAAGAACUUACGAGGUGUGGACGACGGGGAAGAUAUUCCCAGGGAGACUCUGGUUGGAAUCUACGAGAGGAUCCGGAAGCGGGAGCUGAAGACCAACGAAGACCACGUGUCUCAAGUUCAGAAGGUGGAGAAGCUCAUUGUGGGAAAGAAACCCAUCGGAUCCCUCCAUCACGGCCUGGGAUGUGUUCUUUCGCUUCCUCAUCGACGUUUGGUUUGUUAUUGUCGCCUCUUUGAAGUUCCUGAUCCCAACAAACUGCAGAAACUCGGACUUCAUCAGCGAGAAAUCUUCUUGUUCAACGAUCUACUUGUGGUGACCAAGAUCUUCCAGAAGAAGAAGAACUCGGUGACAUACAGUUUCCGACAGUCCUUCUCUCUCUACGGGAUGCAAGUUCUGUUGUUUGAAAAUCAAUACUAUCCAAAUGGAAUCCGCCUCACGUCGGCUAUUCCAGGAGCAGACAUCAAAGUUCUCAUCAACUUCAACGCACCAAACCCUCAGGACCGCAAGAAGUUCACAGACGACCUGAGAGAGUCCAUUGCUGAGGUCCAAGAAAUGGAGAAAUACAGAAUAGAAUCGGAGCUGGAGAAGCAGAAAGGCGUGGUGAGGCCCAGCAUGUCUCAGAGUUCGGGCCUGAAGAAAGAGGCGGGAAACGGCAGCAUGAACCGAGCCAGUCUGGACGACUCGUACGCCAUGAGCGAGGGUCUGAAGAGGAGCGCGCUCAGCAGCUCCUUACGAGAUCUCUCUGAAGCAGGCAGGCGGGGGCGUCGCAGCAGUGCAGGAUCACUAGACAGCAAUAUGGAAGGCUCCAUCAUUAGCAGCCCGCACACGCGGCGGAAAGCCGCCGCCGCCGCCGCCCCGCCGCCACCGCGCGAGGGCUCCUCCUCCUCCUCGCGCGAGCCUCCCCCCCUCCCCAACUCGGCGCCCACCUCCAUCCUGGGCUCGCUGUUCGCCACCAAGAGAAGCAAGGGGUCCGCGCCGGGCCACGCCCCCGCCGGCCACCCCACCCUCAUAUCCCACAAGCCCCACCCGACCAACCUGCACCACACGGCGCAGGUGGUGCACCACCACCCGCAGUACUGCCAGGUGCCGCAGAACCCGCCGCCGUACCACCACCACCACCACUACCACCCGCCGCCGCACACGCAGUACCACAAGCACCCCGCCUACUCCUCGCACGCACACGCCCACUACGGCCAGCAUCACGCCGCCCAGCCGCACGCCGCCCAGCAGGCGGGCGCCGCGCCCGGCGGACCCAAGCCCAAACACAGCGGCAUCAGCACGGUGGUGUGACGACUCUCCCCGACACCAAAGGACCGACGGCACGACUGUCCACUGUGUUUACUGCUGUUGCCAUGGAAACCACCUGCAGACCCCGCCCACAGGACGCCACCUUCCCCACCGCGAGCCUUGAAGACCGCUGGGUCUGCCCGCCCCGCCCCCCUUUUUCAGCCGGGGUCAUGUGACAGGAAGUAGUAUAAUCAGCAGGUGGAAAUAUAAUCUUUGACAAAGUGUAGUGAAGUAUUUAGUGUAGAUGAUUAGUUCCUAAUUAAAUGUGCCAAUUAUUAUAUUGUGUGUAUAGUACAUCAUCAUCAUUGUUGUCGUAAGUGAAGAUCCCUCCCACAAACAACAUGGAGGACACUUCAUAAGUUGUUAUUAUUAUUCAACAUGGAGGAGACGCCAUACGUUGUUGUUAAUAUUAGGAGUGUCACGAUACCACUCUCCAAACGACCGUAUUGCACCAGUGUCCGUCCGAUAUCGACAGGAAUCAUGCGUGCUCAUAUUGUUUUCCAUCACGACAAUCCAACACCAUAACAACUUUUGUAAAAGGCAAAAAUCACCAAAAGUCGGCUUUAAGUGGAAGUGGAGUGGUAAAUUUUUUAAUUUUUUUUUUGGUUAGGCUCACGACCUUGUAAGUUGAAUGACGCGGACACGUUUGUUACCGGAUACUUUCUGACACGUGUGAGUAAAGAUGCAAAUAGGAUGAUUUAAUACGUGUUUAUAUUGGCAGACGUGCUGCUUUAUUGUUCAAUGUGUCUAGCUCCUGUGCUAUUGUGUGCUUAGCCGUUGUGUAUCUGCACGCUCCUAGUAGCCCGGCAUGUUUGCCUGUUUGUAAAUGGAAGGAGAAAAAAAAACAAUAGAAGAAAUUAGGACGUUUAGACGUUAACCGUCUUUGCACAAGUAAACGCGCUGCUUGUGUCGCACGUGAUAUCGCGCGCUAGUAAAAGACACCGGGGGGCUGCUUGUAUCGCACGUGAUAUCACACAUUUGACGUGCAAGUGUGUUUUCUGAUGAUAUCGGAGCGACUUCAGGUGUAGAUAUUGGAUGGUGACACCCCUAAUGACAACGUAUGAAUAUUGACAUGAUUUCAGUCAUGCGUGCAAUAUCGUUGUGCUGAUUAGGAACAAGUAUCAUUUGUCUUUCUAUUUAUUGACGUGUUGCUUUUCUGUCUCACUUCAUGCUCAUCAGCAGGAAUGUCCUUGUGCUUCUGCAUGUUUGUUGUCAACCUUCCCCGCACUUUGUACAACAACAUGGUAGUUAACGUUCUCCGCACUUUGUGCAACAACAUGGUAGUUAACGUUCUCCGCACAUUGUACAACAACAUGGUAGUUAACGUUCUCCGCACUUUGUGCAACAACAUAGUAGUUAACGUUCUCCGCACUUUGUGCAACAACAUAGUAGUUAACGUUCUCCGCACAUUGUGCAACAACAUAGUAGUUAACGUUCUCUGCACAUUUCACAACAACAACAUAGUAGUUAACGUUCUCCGCACAUUUCACAACAACAACAUAGUAGUUAACGUUCUCCGCACUUUGUACAACAACAUAGUUGUUAACGUUCUCUGCACAUUUUACAACAACAACAACAUAGUAGUUAACGUUCUCUGCACAUUGUACAACAUAGUAGUUAAUGUUCUCUGCACAUUGUACAACAUAGUAGUUAACAUUCUCUGCACAUUGUACAACAUAGUAGUUAACGUUCUCUGCACAUUGUACAACAUAGUAGUUAAUGUUCUCUGCACAUUGUAAAACAACAUUGUAGUUAACGUUCUCUGCACAUUGUACAACAUAGUAGUUAACGUUCUCUGCACAUUGUACAACAUAGUAGUUAACGUUCUCUGCACUUUGUUCAACAUAGUAAUUAACGUUCUCUGCACAUUGUAAAACAACAUAGUAGGUAACGUUCUCUGCACAUUGUACAACAUAGGAGUUAACAUUCUCUACACAUUGUACAACAUAGUAGUUAACGUUCUCUGCACAUUGUACAACAACAUAGUAGUUAACGUUCUCCGCACAUUGUACAACAACACAGUAGUUAACGUUCUCUGCACUUUGUUCAACAUAGUAAUUAACGUUCUCUGCACAUUGUAAAACAACAUAGUAGGUAACGUUCUCUGCACAUUGUACAACAUAGGAGUUAACAUUCUCUACACAUUGUACAACAUAGUAGUUAACGUUCUCUGCACAUUGUACAACAACAUAGUAGUUAACGUUCUCCGCACAUUGUACAACAACAUAGUAGUUAACGUUCUCCGCACAUUGUACAACAACAUGGUAGUUAACGUUCUCCGCACUUUGUGCAACAACAUAGUAGUUAACGUUCUCCGCACUUUGUGCAACAACAAAGUAGUUAACGUUCUCCGCACAUUGUGCAACAACAUAGUAGUUAACGUUCUCUGCACAUUUCACAACAACAACAUAGUAGUUAACGUUCUCCGCACAUUUCACAACAACAACAUAGUAGUUAACGUUCUCCGCACAUUUCACAACAACAACAUAGUAGUUAACGUUCUCCGCACAUUGUACAACAACAUAGUUGUUAACGUUCUCUGCACAUUUUACAACAACAACAACAUAGUAGUUAACGUUCUCUGCACAUUGUACAACAUAGUAGUUAAUGUUCUCUGCACAUUGUACAACAUAGUAGUUAACAUUCUCUGCACAUUGUACAACAUAGUAGUUAACGUUCUCUGCACAUUGUACAACAUAGUAGUUAAUGUUCUCUCCACAUUGUAAAACAACAUUGUAGUUAACGUUCUCUGCACACUGUACAACAUAGUAGUUAACGUUCUCUGCACAUUGUACAACAUAGGAGUCUACGUUUUCUGCACAUUGUACAACAACACAGUAGUUAACGUUCUCUGCACUUUGUUCAACAUAGUAGUUAACGCUCUCUGCACAUUGUAAAACAACAUAGUAGGUAACGUUCUCUGCACAUUGUACAACAUAGGAGUUAACAUUCUCUACACAUUGUACAACAUAGUAGUUAACGUUCUCUGCACAUUGUACAACAACAUAGUAGUUAACGUUCUCCGCACAUUGUACAACAACAUAGUAGUUAACGUUCUCCGCACAUUGUACAACAACAUAGUAGUUAACGUUCUCCGCACAUUGUACAACAACAUAGUAGUUAACGUUCUCUGCACAUUUUACAACAACAACAACAUAGUAGUUAACGUUCUCUGCACAUUGUACAACAACGACAUAGUAGAUAACGUUCUCUGCACAUUGUACAACAACGCAGUUGUUAACGUUCUCUGCACAUUGUACAACAUAGUAGUUAACGUUCUCUGCACAUUGUACAACGUAGUAGUUAACGUUCUCUGCACAUUGUACAACAUAGUAGUUAAUGUUCUCUGCACAUUGUACAAUAACACAGUUGCUAACGUUCUCUGCACAUUGUACAAUAACACAGUUGCUAACGUUCCCUGCACAUUGUACAACAUAGUAGUUAACGUUCUCUGCACAUUGUACAACAUAGUAGUUAACGUUCCCUGCACAUUGUACAACAACGCAGUGUUAGUAGACGUGCAAUCCAUCUUCCAAACGCUGAAAUGAAGUCUUCUGUUGUCCGGGAUGAGAUUCAGCUCAUAGAUCCACUCGAUGUCCAUUUAGGAAUAUGAAUAUAAAUAUAAAUAUAUAUAUAUAUAUAAAUAUAAAUACUUACAAGGGGAAGAAAGCCCGGAAUGUGUGUACAUAUUUUAAUAAAGGAAUAUACUUCUCCUUGGACUCGACACAAAUAUUUUGCUGGAUAAGCACAUGAAAAAAGAAAAGAAAAAAAGCUUAGUCUUUAGGAAAUGCAGUUUGAAGCGCGAAAAUGUAAAAGAAAGAAAGUGAAAUCUAUGAAGAAUAAGUUUGUACAAUAAGAGUUUAUUAUGAGCGUACGUAAUAUUCAGGUUGUACUUUGUGUCAUCACAUAUCAGCAGAAUGUUGUGUAUCAUUCCCAUGAUGUUAGUCUGCAGGAGGAAGAACAAACAACAAAGCACUGCAUGAUUAUGACUAUGAACUUGAAUAUGAUUACGAUUAUGACUAUGAUUAUCAUUGACUAUGAUUAUCACUAUGACUAUGAUUAUGAUCGUGGUUAUGAUUACGAUUAUGAUUAUGACUGAAUAUGAUUAUGACUAUCAUUAUGAGUAUGAUUAUGACUAAAUAUGAUUAUCAUUAUGGUUAUUAUGAUUAUGACUGAUUAUGAUUAUCAUUAUGGUUAUUAUGAUUAUGACUAUGCUUAUCAUGAUUAUCAUUAUGAGUAUGAUUAUGAUUAUGACUGAUUAUGAUGAUCAAUAUGGUUAUUAUGACUGUGCUUAUCAUUAUGAUUAUGACUAUCAUUAUGACUAUGCUUAUCAUUAUGAUUAUCAUUAUGAGUAUGAUUAUGAUUAUGACUGAUUAUGAUUAUCAUUAUGGUUAUUAUGAUUAUGACUAUGCUUAUUAUGAUUAUGACUAUGAUUAUCAUUAUGAGUAUGAUUAUGACUGAUUAUGAUUAUCAAUGUGGUUAUUAUGAUUAUGACUAUGCUUAUCAUUAUGAUUAUGACUAUCAUUAUGACUAUGCUUAUCAUUAUGAUUAUCAUUAUGAUUUGACUAUGAUUAUGAUUCUAAAUAUUGAUUAUGAUGGUGAUUAUGUUGAUUGUGAUGAUGAUUAUGACUAUGAUGGUGAUUAUGAUUCUAAAUAAUGAUUAUGAUCAUGAUUCUAUAUAAUGUUUAUCAUCCUGAUUAUGAUUAUGAUGCAUCACUCGUCCUUUUCACUGUGAGCUGAAAAAGGAAGAAAAAUCAGCCUAUUGAUUGACUGUUUUUUAAUGAUGAUUAUUGUUUGUUUUUUUGCUUUGGACUUUGUUCAUAUUUGUCUUGUCGCAUUUCUGCUGUCAGCAUGUGUGCAACAACAACGUUUUUAUUCACCUCAUAAACAUAAACCACAAAGUUAUUGUGUACGUCACAAAAAUAAACAACAAUGUUGUGUACGUCACAAACAUAAACAACAAAGAUAUUAAUUGCGUCAUGAACAUAAACAAGUUAUUGUGUACGUCCCAAACAAACAACAAUGUUGUGUACGUCAUAAACAUAAACAAGUUAUUUUGUACGUCCCAAACAUAAACAACAAUGUUGUUGUGUACGUCACAAACAAUGUUAUUGUGUACGUCACAAACAUAAACAAGCUAUUGCGUAAGUCACAAACAAACAACAAUGAUAUUUUGUACAUCACAAACAUAAACAACAAUGUCAUUGUGUACGUCACAAACAUAAACAACAAUGUUGUGUACGUCAAACAUAAACAAGUUCAUGGGUACGUCACAAACAUAAACAACAAUGUUGUUGUGUAUGUCACAAACAUAAACAAGUUAUUGCGUAAGUCACAAACAAAUAACAAUAUUUUGUACAUCACAAACAUAAACAACAAUGUCAUUGUGUACGUCACAAACAUAAACAACAAUGUUGUGUACGGCACAAACAUAAACAACAAAGUUACUAUGUGCGUCACAAAUAAACAAUUUAUUGUGUACGUCACAAACAUAAACAACAAAGUUAUUAAUUGCAUCAUGAACAUAAACAAGUUAUUGUGUGUGUCCCAAACAAACAUCAAUGUUGUGUACGUCAUAAACAUAAACAAGUUAUUGUGUACGUCACAAACAAACAACAAUAUUGUUGUGUACGUCACAAACAUAAACAAGUUAUUGCGUAAGUCACAAACAAACAACAAUGAUAUUUUGUACAUCGUAAACAACAAUGUCAUUGUGUACGUCACAAACAUAAACAACAAUGUUGUGUACGGCACAAACAUAAACAACAAAGUUAUUAUGUGCGUCACAAACAAACAAUUUAUUGUGUACGUCACAAACAUAAACAACAAAGUUAUUAAUUGCGUCAUGAACAUAAACAAGUUAUUGUGUACGUCCCAAACAAACAACAAUGUUGUGUAUGUCAUAAACAUAAACAAGUUAUUGUGUACGUCACAAACAUAAACAACAAUGUUAUUGUGUACGUCACAAACAUAAACAAGUUAUUGCGUAAGUCACAAACAACAAUGAUAUUUUGUAUAUCACAAACAUAAACAACAAUGUCAUUGUGUACGUCACAAACAUAAACAAGUUACUGUGGACAUCACAAACAUAAACAAGGUAUUGUGUACAUCACAAACAAACAACAAUGUUAUUGUGUACGUCACAAACAAACAACAAUGUUAUUGUGUAUGUCACAAACAAACAAUGUUAUUGUGUAUGUCACAAACAAACAAGUUAUUGUGUGAGUCACAAACAAACGACAAUGUUGUUGUGUACGUCACAAACAUAAACAAGUUAUUGGGUACGUCACAAACAUAAACAACAAUGUUGUGUAUGUCACAAACAAUGUUAUUGCGUAAGUCACAAACAAACAAUGAUAUUUUGUACAUCACAAACAUAAACAACAAUGUAAUUGUGUGCGUCACAAACAUAAACAACAAUGUUAUUGUGUACGUCACAAACAAACAACAAUGGCACAAACAACGUUAUCAUGUACAUAAACAACAAAGGUAUUGUGUAUGUCAUAAACAAAAUGUUUGUGUAUGUCACAAACAUAAACAAAGUUAUUGUGUAUGUCACAAACAUAACGUUAUUGUUUACGUCAUAAACAUAAACAAAGUUAUUGUGUACGUCACAAACAAACAAAGUUAUUGUGUACGUCACAAACAUAAACAACAAAGUCAUUGUGUACGUCACAAACAAACAACAAAGUUAUUGUGUACGUCAUUAAAAAAAUGUUUGUGUACGUCACAAACAUAAACAAAGUUAUUGUGUACGUCACAAACAUGAACAAAGUUAUUGUGUACGUCACAAACAUGAACAAAGUUAUUGUGUACAUCAUAAACAACAAAGUUAUUGUGUACAUCACAGACAUAAACAACAAAGUUAUUGUGUACGUCACAGACAUAAACAACAAAGUCAUUGUGUACGUCACAAAGUUAUUGUGUACGUCAUAAAAAAAAUGUUUGUGUACGUCACAAACAUAAACAAAAUUAUUGUGUAUGUCACAAACAUAAACAAAGUUAUUGUGUACGUCACAAACAUGAACAAAGUUAUUGGUACAUCAUAAACAACAAAGUUAUUGUGUACAUCACAGACAUGAACAACAAAGUUAUUGUGUACAUCACAAACAUAAACAAAGUUAUUGUGUAUGUCAGACAUAAACAACAAAGUCAUUGUGUACGUCACAAACAAACAACAAAGCUAUUGUGUACGUCACAAACAUAAACAACAAAGUUAUUGUGUAUGUCACAAACCAAGUCAUUGUGUACAUCACAAACAAACAACAAAGUUAUUGUAUACGUCACAAACAAACAACAAAGUUAUUGUGUACAUCACAAACAUAAACAACAGAGUUAUUGUGUGCGUCACAGACAUAAACAACAAAGUUAUUGUGUACGUCACAAACAAACAACAAAGUCAUUGUGUACGUCACAAACAAACAGCAAAGUUAUUGUGUACGUCACAAACAUAAACAACAAAGUUAUUGUGUAUGUUACAAACAUAAACAAAGUUAUAUACAUCACAAACAUAAACAAAGUUAUUGUGUACGUCACAAACAUAAACAAAAUGUUUGUGUACGUCUCAAACAUGAACAAAGUUAUUGUGUACAUCACAAACAUAAACAAUAAAGUUAUUGUGUACGUCACAGACAUAAACAACAAAGUUAUUGUGUAUGUCACAAACAAACAACAAAGUCAUGAUGUGCGUCACAAACAAACAACAAAGUCAUUGUGUACGUCACAAACAAACAACAAAGUUAUUGUGUACGUCACAAACAAACAACAAAGUCAUUGUGUACGUCACAAACAAACAACAAAGUUAUUGUGUACGUCACAAACAUAAACAAAAUGUUUGUGUACGUCUCAAACAUUAACAAAGUUAUUGUGUACAUCACAAACAUAAACAAUAAAGUUAUUGUGUACGUCACAGACAUAAACAACAAAGUUAUUGUGUAUGUCACAAACAAACAACAAAGUCAUUGUGUACGUCACAAACAAACAACAAAGUCAUUGUGUACGUCACAAACAAACAACAAAGUUAUUGUGUACGUCACAAACAAACAACAAAGUCAUUGUGUACGUCACAAACAAACAACAAAGUUAUUGUGUACGUCACAGACAUAAACAACAAAGUUAUUGUGUACGUCACAGACAUAAACAACAAAGUUAUUGUGUACAUCAAAGACAUAAACAACAAAGUUAUUGUGUACGUCACACACAUAAACAACAAAGUUAUUGUGUAUGUCACAAACAUAAACAACAAAGUUAUUGUGUACGUCACAGACAUAAACAAAGUUAUUGUGUACGUCACAGACAUAAACAACAAAGUUAUUGUGUACGUCACAAAGAAACAACAGUCAUUGUGUACGUCACGAACAUAAACAACAAAGUUAUUGUGAACGUCACAAACAUAAACAAAGUUAUUGUGUACGUCACAGACAUAAACAAAGUUAUUGUGUACGUCACAGACAUAAACAACAAAGUUAUUGUGUACGUCACAGACAUAAACAACAAAGUUAUUGUGUACAUCAAAGACAUAAACAACAAAGUUAUUGUGUACGUCACACACAUAAACAACAAAGUUAUUGUGUAUGUCACAAACAUAAACAACAAAGUUAUUGUGUACGUCACAGACAUAAACAAAGUUAUUGUGUACGUCACAGACAUAAACAACAAAGUUAUUGUGUACGUCACAAACAAACAACAGUCAUUGUGUACGUCACGAACAUAAACAACAAAGUUAUUGUGUACGUCACAAACAAACAACAGUCAUUGUGUACGUCACGAACAUAAACAACAAAGUUAUUGUGUACGUCACAGACAUAAACAACAAAGUUAUUGUGUACGUCACAAACAAACAACAGUCAUUGUGUACGUCACACACAUAAACAACAAAGUUAUUGUGUACGUCACACACAUAAACAACAAAGUUAUUGUGUAUGUCACAAACAUAAACAACAAAGUUAUUGUGUACGUCACAGACAUAAACAAAGUUAUUGUGUACGUCACAGACAUAAACAACAAAGUUAUUGUGUACGUCACAAACAAACAACAGUCAUUGUGUACGUCACGAACAUAAACAACAAAGUUAUUGUGAACGUCACAAACAUAAACAAAAUCAUUGUGUACGUCACAAACAUAAACAAAGUCAUUGUGUACGUCAUAAACAUAAACAAAGUCAUUGUGUACGUCACAAACAUAAACAAAGUCAUUGUGUACGUCACAAACAUAAACAAAGUCAUUGUGUACGUCACAAACAUAAACAAAGUCAUUGUGUAUGUCACAAACAUAAACAAAGUCAUUGUAUACAUCACAAACAUAAACAAAGUCAUUGUGUACGUCACAAACAUAAACAAAGUCAUUGUGUACAUCACAAACAUAAACAAAGUCAUUGUGUACAUCACAAACAUAAACAAAGUCAUUGUGUGCUGUACGUCACAAACAAAGUUAUUUUGUCCGUCACCAACAUAAACAACAUGCACUUCCUUCCUGGGCUGAGGGCUUUUAUUUUGUAAAUAUGUUGAAUGUUGAAGUGAAAGUGUUUCGUCCUCCCAAGGUGUAAAGGACCAAGAUGGCGCUAAAAGAAGUGUAAAUAUUGUCAAUAUGAUGCAAUCUAUUCUAUUCAACUUGUACAAACAUGGACCAAUGAAGCUCAACAUAUCAGAACGUGUCCUUCAAAGUCCCAGAUACAAAAAGCACACAUACACAUACACACACACACACACACACC
Molecule: messenger RNA, 13600 nt
Organism: Entelurus aequoreus (snake pipefish)
Lineage: Eukaryota; Metazoa; Chordata; Actinopteri; Syngnathiformes; Syngnathidae
Product: IQ motif and SEC7 domain-containing protein 1-like
Exons: 16
Coding region: 253-3891 (1212 amino acids)
Biological process (GO): actin cytoskeleton organization; regulation of ARF protein signal transduction
Molecular function (GO): protein binding; guanyl-nucleotide exchange factor activity
Source: RefSeq, a predicted model, not a curated record